This is a messenger RNA of Leptinotarsa decemlineata (Colorado potato beetle), 892 nucleotides long. RefSeq lists its product as uncharacterized. NCBI's taxonomy places the organism in Eukaryota, Metazoa, Arthropoda, Insecta, Coleoptera, Chrysomelidae. The record is from RefSeq and is a predicted model, not a curated record.
CAAUUUUCAGGGAAACAAAAAGAAUAUCAUGACUUUUGUUACGUUGUUUCACUUUAAUAAUGAUUAUUUUGAUGGGGCAAUGUACACAAUUACCUACAGGUAAUUGGUAAUUAUUCUCAGACAAUAGUUUGAAUCGGAAAGUAAUUUUCCAAUCAGAUAUGAAAAUGGAUUCAAUUUCGAACAAUCAAUAAAAGACCGUAUCAGUUAAUUUCAGGAGCUCUUUAAUUUCCUGUGCAUCAUACCAUCGACAUUUGAUGAUUUUUAUUCAUUCGUUCUCAGACAAUGGCAGGAUUCGGCUUUAUUCGUAAAUUGAUAUGGACAUUCUCUCUCAUUUCUCUUGGGUAUCCCAAGGACUACAGCUACAGGUUCAAUAACGAAUAUGCCAGAGGUAUCAGUGGUAAUACAUCUUACCUGAAACUGAAUUAUUUCACAUUCGAUAAAUACAACCGAACAAUGAAAGCUGCAAAUGUGGAAUUCGAUUUCCUGGGGGAAACUGUAGACAAAAACAACAACGCUAUUGAUGUGAUUUUCCAUUUUUCCAUAUUCAAGUCGAAUCAGUAUAGAAAGACUCCAAUAGCAUUUCCUGCGAAACUAUGCGACAUUCUAGGGACGGAACAAUUUGACAUACCAAACAUAACGAAGAAUUCCACACUUCGGAAUUGUCCCGUUCGCAAGGGUCACCACUAUAUGUACAACGUAAUGUUAACGUCUAAUGGAUGGCCAAAAUCUCUACCCGCGGGAAGGUUUCUCUUGGAUGUGAAAUUUAUGUAUAAAAAUGUGAUGAUUAUUCAAAUCGAAUGGUUUCUGGAAAUAAUAACUCUGUAAUAAGAGUUCACACUUAUGAAUAAGUGUUAAUGAAGUACUGUUCAAAAAUAAAUUUCAAAAAUUUGUG